Messenger RNA from Staurois parvus, 295 nucleotides. Lineage: Eukaryota; Metazoa; Chordata; Amphibia; Anura; Ranidae. The record is from the annotation of a GenBank genome assembly.
AUGUCAGUGCCAAAAGCGGUAACCCCGAGCUACACUCGGGCUUACCAUGCGGCGCUGCAUAGGGAGUCCCUGCAGAGCUUACCUUGUCCUUCGCUCCCGCGAUGUGUCCCCUGCAGCAUCCCCGGCCAUCUCCUCCGGCCGAUGUUGGCAUCCGGCUUCUGUAUUCCGGUCCCUGUGACGUCGGGACGUACGGGCGCCGGCGGGAAAUUUUUAAAUUUUUAAAACUGGCAUUUUUUUUCAAAACACAUUUUUCAUAUUGUCCUGUGCCCUGCCUGCAUUUUGUCUGUUCUCUCUG